CACAAACCGUCAAUCUUUUUUAGUUCUUUUUUUUUUUUAACUAGUUCUUUUUUCUUUUCUUUUUGCUUUUUGAUUAAUUAAUAUGGUGUCUCGUUUACCCUUUGAACUUAUUGAAAAAAUUGACCGACACUUGUGCUCCAUUGACAGAUAUCAAUUGGUCCUUGCCAAUCGGCUCUUCUACCGAACCUUUAUCACUCUACUUUACCGAUCCAUCACUAUCCAAACAAACAAGGAGUAUAAACAGCUCAUCAAUGUACUCAGUAACAGUGCAUCUUCUCCCUUUCCCCUGGGAGGAUACACACGUACCCUUCAGAUCCUCCUGGAAAAACUAGAUCAAAAGGAACUAGAAAAGGUGCAACAAUUAUGUCCAUACGUACAAUCUGUCCAUAUCGAUGGUCGGAUCUGGCACAGUUAUCUCAACGAGACCAUCACUGACAUUUCCAUGCAACAAAAGUUUCUUUCUGUGUACGGUUCUUGUAAACUGUCUUGCCUUACAUUGGACCUAUUCUCGAUAGACAUGGAUAUUGAAGUGUUGGUAGGUUACACACCCAAUUUAAGGAAUCUCACGAUCAUGGGAAUUUAUCAAGUCAUUACUGUUGACCUUGUAGAAUCGAUAGGAGCAGCCUGUAUGUAUCUACAAAAUAUCUCUUUGGAUGGUAUUCAUGCAGAGGCCAUAUGGACCGGUGGUCCUAUCGUCUCCAGUGACAUCAGAUCAUUUAAGCUCAAGUGUCAAUUUGGUGCUGACAGGUAUCAAGAUUGGUUACCUUACAUCAGUAUGAAAUAUCCCAAACUUGUCUCAUGCUAUUUUCAUCAUGCUGGUCAAGGAAAAGAUUUGAUUGCCCCUUGUUCAGCACACAUCUACCGUCAAUUUAUCCAACGUUGCCCCCUGAUAAAACAUAUGGGUUGGCAUAAUAUUGAACCCGAUUUCCAAUACUUUCAACAAUUGGAUCAAAUGAAAAACCAAAGUUUAACACAAUUAGAUAUUUACGAUACCAUUUCAGUGUCCUGGUUAUUAUCAUCCUCCCUAUUUGGUAGUUGCCAUUCUAUAUUGCAAAAUGUCGUUCAACUACGGUUUGGCUCAGUACCACAAGAUAUGAGCUCGUAUGAACUGAUAUUGGCAAUCCAUCAAGCGUGUCCACAACUCGUCCAUUUGAGCCUUGCAGAACCUAGAUGUAACUUAUCAAACCCAUUUCGUAUCAAUCAUAUUUUGGAACAGUGUCAACGGCUACAAAGUUUAGAAUUGGAUCAUAUCGUCUUGCGGGUAUCGAUGGAUUGCAGUGUAGUGAAGCAGCAUCCACUAAAAAGCUUGACGAUGCGUCAUUGUUCUUCCUUUAACGGAGUGUUUGAUUACAUGUCACCUCGGUGUUUAGAGUUGGAAUCCUUGUCGUUAUUUGCCCAUUUACAAAAGGAUCGACGGCAUAAGGUACAGAUUCACAUGCCGUAUCAAAAAUUUAAAACCGUUGCCCUACAUGGUUUACGUACGGAAUCGUAUGAUGCAGAACGGCGAAUUCGAUUCUUUUCUGUAGUGGCGCAAGGAUGUGUGGGUCAAUGGAGGUUCAUGCAAAAGUAUGAGAUUGUAAACGAGAUGGAAAGGGCAGAGGAAUGGAAAAUGUUGACCUGUGUUGAAAAGGAGUUUUUGGAAUCUUUACUUGAAGGCCCGCCAACGCUUAUUUUUGGGCAUGAUAUUCAUACCACAGGUUAUGUGGACUUUGUUUGUAAAUCUGUUGGCAGAUUAUAUCUUAAUAAGAAACUUGCUACAAUAUAGAAAAAAUUAAAAUAAAACUGUAAAACUAUGA
Messenger RNA from Mucor mucedo, 1796 nucleotides. RefSeq lists its product as uncharacterized. The transcript has a single exon. The coding region runs from base 83 to 1765 and encodes 560 amino acids. Lineage: Eukaryota; Fungi; Mucoromycota; Mucoromycetes; Mucorales; Mucoraceae. The record is from RefSeq and is a predicted model, not a curated record.